AUGAUGAAGGUGCUCUGGCUCUGAAGGAAGCCUGUCAACUUCUCCCAGAAAUAUCAAGUCCAACAAUACACCCGAAGGUUGCUCAGGUACUCUUGGAGCGGGAAAACCCUGAUGCAGCUCUCAUGGUUCUGAGGUGGUCUGGACAAGACGGGACACAGCUAGUUUCACUUCGGGCGGCUGUGACUGGUGUUCGUGUGCGGGUAGAGUGUGGACUUUUGACUGAAGCAUUCACGUAUCAGAGGCUGGUCUGUGCUAGGAUCAAGGAAAAGAAGUUGAGGGGUGAAGAAUUUCAGAGUGCUUCUGUUGAAGUAGAGGAUCAAUGCUGGUCGUGGGGUCUCUGGAUGGAGACUCUUGUCACUGAAAUUUGUUGUCUUUGCAUUAGGAGAAACUUGGUUGACCACAUGAUAGAACUGCCAUGGAAUGCUGAUGAGGAGAAACAUCUUCAUAAAUACCUGCUGGAUUUUACUGCGGAGGAUCCUUCAACGGCCAUAGGAAGUCUUCUCGUUGUUUUCUAUUUACAGCGUCAAAGAUAUGUUGAAGCAUACCAAAUUGAUCAGAAGCUUCAGGACAUGGAGGAAAACUACAUUUCUCAAAAUUCCGCCACAGAAGAAGUCUUAGACAGGAUAAAAUCAACAAAUCAUUGGAGAACUUGUUUGGUUGACAAGGGAGUAGAGUUGUUACCAAAUAUCUUACAACAACAAGUGAGGACAGGGAAGUUGCCUGAAGUUGUUACUUGUAAGGACACAGUUGACAUUUCUUUGAAGCCCAAUGGUGAAGCUCAAGAACCUAUCUUGACCAGUUUAUUGGCUAAUCCUCCCACUGAUCCUACCCUCGUUCAGCGAGUUGAUAUUGUUAAACAUUCUGUUCUUGAUGCUCCGCCUGCACUUGGGGGAUCAUUAAAUCUAUCUAGCUAUAAAGUUGGGCAUUAUGGUUCUCCCAGUUCCCCAGCUAAUCCUGAAAGUAUCCUAGGCAAAAAAUUGAGAUUUGAUGAGAUUGCGACCCCUGCAAGUCGUUGUAUUGAUCCUCCUGCUCCUGAGAUGAAGAUCUCCAGGAAUUCAUUAAGGGACUCUUCUAUUAGCCGCCUUCGCAAUUCUCAAACAUAUAGAGUUUCACCAGAGAAGUCUCAGAAUGGGUUUCAGAAGGAAUCUUAUAUUUUUCACCAGAUUUCUGGCAACCAUGUAAAUUCUCUUACCAGCAACAGAGGCAUAUUAAAAGAUUCAGUUGAAGAUUCAUACAUGAAUUAUCCUGGUAAACGUCUACUCUCAGAUGCUGCUGAUAGACCUCGGAUGUUACCAUUAAAUGAUUCGAUAGAUAUAACUUGGAGUCAUGAAGAAGAAGGUUCUCCCACAGUGCGUCUAGAAACUAAUGGUGGACCAAGGUGGAGGUCCGAUGACACCAGUGAAGACGAGGAUUAUUUAUCACCAGAUGGACUCGCUGGAGUCGCCUCUCCUGCACGCAUCUCAAGGGGAGUCAGAAGAAGCAGGAUUGCGAGGAGAAGAUAGACCUUGUUGUUGUAGAGUCUGAGAAUGUGACAACAUAUGUAUCCCUUUUGCUGGAUGUGGCUUUUCGUUGGAGACCAGAGUUGAGAGGCAUUGAAGUAUUUGUUAACAGGUUGCUGCUUGAAUUUCUCCUCUUGGCAAUGGUAAACUUGGGUCGGAACUGAUUUUUGAAGCUCGGCCCCUCGACGUUUCCUCUUUCGACCCUUGCUCUGGUUUUCAUUUGGAUGCAGCACAUACUUUCAAAGAACAGCCAAUGCCUGGGUUAACAAUUUUUGUAUGUGAGAUUAGCGAUUUGAGGCUUGGCUGUAACAUAUUUAUUGUUUCCUUUUGAAGUGCCCAUAUUACGGAAAUUCUUUGAAAAGCAUGUAGAUAGAUGCGUAAACUGACCUUGAUAUUCUGUAAUAGGCUUACCUUCGGCUUUUUGUUUCCAUUUUGUUGUCGAGCAGUUAGGCCUUUUGCCACCCAUAUGCAGUUGAUAUCUGACUUUAGAGCACUAA
This is a messenger RNA of Nicotiana tabacum (common tobacco), 1996 nucleotides long. The record is from RefSeq and is a predicted model, not a curated record. Lineage: Eukaryota; Viridiplantae; Streptophyta; Magnoliopsida; Solanales; Solanaceae.